AUGGCUCUCACGAAGCUAAGUGUCAAGAUGCUUCUGCAGAUGAAACCAGUUGUGAAGGAGCAACAGUUGACAGAGAAAAACAAUGGCUUUCUCCAAAACAUCGAUGUGGCUGAAGGCGCAGUGCAGAAUUUGCUAAGGGAAUUUACCAAAAUGGACCGCAUCUUGGACAGAUCAGAUGAUGAGGACAUUUUCUCUGAAAACUCUCAAACUGACUUCCUUCAUGAUUUGGAGACUAAAAAAUGGGAUAUGUUGGAGCUGGAGGCUGGGCACGACCAGGACCUGCAGAGUGAACAGGAUGAGCAAGAAAGAGAUCAGGUUCAGCAAGAAGAUCCCCAGGCAUCCACAUCUUUGCAGUUUUCAAAGGAGAACAUUCCUGAAUGUCAGGAGAACAUGUUCUUCCAGCCAAACCACUGGACUACAAAGAUGGGUCCACAAGUGAAAGAACUUGGAGCUGAUCACAUAGGCUGGAUGGAAAAAAUUAAAAAUGUUAUACAAAAAAUAAACCUAACAGAAAACACAGUGAAGAGCUUAUUAAGUGAGGUGAUGUCCCUGGAGGACCAAACUGAAAAGCUGAAGUCACACCAGGACCUUGACUCUGAUCAGGGGGCAAACUUCGAGAAAUGUGCACUGAGGAUUUUCAUCAUGUAUGUCCUCACCUUCACUGGACUUUCAUGUUACAUAUUAUUUUUUGAUGCUACGUUUAUCUUUGAAAAGGUGCUCUCUACAAUGCUUGGGUGCUGCAGAAUGUGGGAACUGCGGGAGAUUAUUGCCCCUUUCUUGAAUUUGGAAGUGCAAGACUUGUUACCCUCCUAA
Messenger RNA from Physeter macrocephalus (sperm whale), 813 nucleotides. RefSeq names its product single-pass membrane protein with coiled-coil domains 2 (gene SMCO2). The record is from RefSeq and is a predicted model, not a curated record. NCBI's taxonomy places the organism in Eukaryota, Metazoa, Chordata, Mammalia, Artiodactyla, Physeteridae.